AUGCGUGCAAGUUCCAUUGAUAUUCAUCCGAAUGCUAAAUGGGCACAGAAUGGUAUCACUGUUGCUGGAGGAAAUGGAGAAGGCAGUGAAACCAAUCAACUCAAUGGUCCAUUCGGUUUGUACGUCGAUGAUGAUCAAACGAUUUAUGUCGCUGAUCCUGGUAAUUAUCGUAUUGUGGAAUGGAAAUAUGGUGCAACGAAUGGAAAAGUAGUUGCUGGUGGAAAUGAAGAAGGGAAUGGAACUCAUCAGUUAAGCAGUCCAGUAGAUGUGAUUAUCGACAAAGAGAGCGAUAGUCUCAUCAUCUCCUAUGUUAGCAAUCAAAGAGUAGUUCGAUGGCCUCGUCGAAAUGGUACUAGUGGAGAAACAAUUAUUUCAAAUAUCGCUUGCGUGGGUUUGACAAUGGACGACAAUCGUUCUCUCUAUGUUGUUGACAAUAGAAAACAGGAAGUGAGACGAUAUAAAAUUGGUGACACUCAAGGAACAGUAGUUGCAGGUGGCAAUGGAAAAGAAAAUCGUCUCGAUCAACUCUCUUAUCCCCAAUACGUAUUUGUCGAUCGAGAUCAUUCAGUUUAUGUGUCUGAUUAUGAAAAUCAUCGUGUAAUGAAAUGGGAAGAAGGUUCAAAACAAGGCAUUGUCGUGGCCGGUGGUCAAGGACAAGGAAAUAGUCUCACACAAUUGCAUUGGCCUGAAGGAAUCGUUGUCGAUCAAUUGGGAACUGUCUAUGUGGCUGAUAACGGUAAUCAUCGAAUCAUGCGUUGGCCAAAAGGAGCCACACAAGGAAAUAUCAUUGUGGGUGGAAACGGUCGAGGAGCACAGUCGAAUCAACUCGCUGGUUCCUUUGGUUUAUCAUUCGAUGGACAUGGCAAUCUUUAUGUCGUCGAUCACUGGAAUAAUCGAGUACAAAAAUUUAAUAUCAUAUGA
This is a messenger RNA of Rotaria sp. Silwood1, 921 nucleotides long. The record is from the annotation of a GenBank genome assembly. NCBI's taxonomy places the organism in Eukaryota, Metazoa, Rotifera, Eurotatoria, Philodinida, Philodinidae.